GUGUUUCGGAUGCUACUUCUCCUAGAUUAUUUCUGAAAUUGUAAGACCUGCUAACUAUAAAAACACUUACCCUCCCACCAAAUUUUUUGCCACAGCCUCUUGAUCUAUAUAUAUCAUUUGCCACCAAUGGAGAGUUUAUGGCCACUGUUUGCAUUAGUAUAUGUAGCUCUACUAACCUUCCUCUCGAAAAUCAUCUAUAAACGAUGCCCGGAACGAAAACUUCCACCAGGUCCCAAGCCAUGGCCGAUAAUUGGCAAUUUGAACCUCAUUGGUUCUCUCCCACAUCAAUCCCUACACCUUUUAUCCCAAAAGUAUGGUGAGAUUAUGCAACUAAAGUUCGGGAAAUUCCCAGUUGUGGUUGCAUCAUCGCCUGAGAUGGCUAAGCAGUUCCUAAAGGUACAUGAUAUGGCCUUUGCCGGCAGGCCAGCACUUGCUGCUGGUAAAUACACUGGCUUCAAUUACUCAGACAUGGCAUGGGCUUCUUACGGCCCGUUCUGGCGACAAGCACGUAAAAUUUUUCUCAUUCAGGUGUUCAGUGCCAAAAAACUCGAAUCGUUUGAGGAUAUUCGUGUUGAGAAGAGGCGUAAUUUCUUCUCUCGUCUACAUUCCCUAUCAGGGAAGCCGGUUGUGCUUAAAGACCAUUUAUUCCGUCAUACGCUUUCCACUAUGAGUAGGAUGGUAUUAGGCAGCAAAUACUUUAGCGAAUCAGAAGAUGAUAAGUCCUCCAUAGUAAAGCUGGAUGACUUGCAAGCGAUGCUGGACGAGUGGUUUUUGCUCAAUGGGGUGUUCAAUAUCGGGGACUGGAUACCAUGGCUAAGUUUUCUUGAUCUACAGGGAUAUGUUAAGAGAAUGAAGGCUCUAUACAAGAGAUAUGACAAGUUCCACAACUAUGUGAUUGAUGAUCAUCAAACUAGAAGAGCAAAAGACAAAGAUUCUAUCCCCCGAGACGUGGUAGACGUGUUAUUGCAGCAGGCUGAGGAUCCUGAUCUUGACGUCAAGCUCACAAGGGAUCAUAUCAAGGGAUUAUUACAUAAUCUACUAGCUGGAGGCACAGAUACCGCGGCUGCCACAAUCGAAUGGGCUAUCCAUGAUAUUCUGAAAAAUCCUCGCGUAAUUGGAAAGGCAAAAGAAGAGCUCGACAGAGUUAUCGGAAGAAACAGAUGGGUCGAAGAGGACGACUUCUCAAGAUUGCCAUACAUCGAUGCUAUUAUCAUGGAGUCGAUGAGGUUACAUCCACUGGGGACAUUUUUAAUCCCCCAUAGCGCCAUGGAGGACUGCAAAGUUGCAGGAUAUGAUAUAUCAAAGGGAACAAUGAUCCUCAUCAACACAUGGAGCAUAGGGAGAGACCCUAACUCAUGGGAUGCACCCGAAGAAUUCUUGCCAGAGAGGUUUUUGGGCAAAGCAAUCGAUAUUACGGGAAGUAACUUUGCCCUCUUGCCGUUCUCGGACUUAAGAUGGUUCGGACAAUGCUGGCUAAUUUGCUGCAUGGAUUUAAUCUGAAGUUGGUUGAUGACAUGAGGCCUGAAGAUGUAUGCAUGGAAGAAUCGUAUGGACUUACUACACACUGCCAGACAACUUUUACUGAACUCGUACUGUUUGAAAAAUAAAUGUCGUCAAGAUAAUCUUGAUGCAAGUAGCACUAUUGUUCAAUAGAGUUGAUGUACUUUUUCCACCCUUUGAUCAGGUAAUAAUCGUUCUAUAUUAAAUAAAGAAAUAUGUCGUAAACAAGAAGUCAUUGAAUGGUAAGAAUA
Messenger RNA from Sesamum indicum (sesame), 1751 nucleotides. The record is from RefSeq and is a predicted model, not a curated record. NCBI's taxonomy places the organism in Eukaryota, Viridiplantae, Streptophyta, Magnoliopsida, Lamiales, Pedaliaceae.